UUUAACUUUUAAAAUAAGUAUUUUUGAGUUUUGGAUAGUGUAAACAAAUAAUUGUACGGAUUUUCUAAAGAAAUUGUAAUUCUAUUCGAUUAUUGCAUAUACAUAUGUGUAUAAAGUGUGUAAAAAGAUACUUUCUCUUGCAAUGUCAGACUAAAAGAAGCAGAAAAGUUUUAUUUGUAAGAAUCGUAAAAGUUUUAAUAGAGUCAAUUAAACAGAGAAUAAUAAAAAUACAUAAAAAGAUUGAAAAAAUUUGGUUUUGUAAACUAUUCGGGUUUAAUAUAUUUAGUGCUCUGAAUCUUAGAACACUUAAAGAGAGAAGAGAACACUCAAAGUGAAAGAGAGUUUAAUAUUACUGUUUAAAAACUGUUAUACAACAAAAAAAUGAAGUUACUUAAAUGUUUGAUACUUGCAUCCUUAACCGUUUUGUCGACAUCUGAACUUUCUGCGUCAAGGAAACCACUAGUUUUUCAUAGUUGGCCACCGAAGUCGAAGCAAAUCGAUUUCACUCAUAAAUCUCAUGGAAAACUGUCUGGAAUAGCUUUAUCAGCCCCAGCCACAAAACAAAAAACGUUACUAUUUCAAAUCAGAAGUGAUAAAAGAGUACCGGUUAUGAUAAAACGGGGCCCUUAUCAUCAAACAACACUUGCUUCGGUACCGAUGUCAGUUCAUCGACCUUUAGUACGACCAAUAAAGAUGGCAUAUAUGCAGCCGCACCACCAUUUUUUGACAAAAAGUUCUAAUCCAGUUUUUGCAAAACUUGUACGAAAGGCACCAGUUAGUACUUUGAAAAUUAAAUUAACAAGUACAAAUCCAAAACCCUUACAUGUUGCAGUUUCAGAAAAACCAUACAUAUACGAAAAGCCUUCUUUAAACUCCGUUUCAGACACGCAAAAAUUACCGUUGAAAAGCCAGAUAAAUUUUGGGCAUAAUAAUUUCGUACCAAUACACACCAUACCAGCACCUAAUUUGAAUCUAAACGAAAAUUUUGUUCAGCAUGAUAAUAAUAAUAUAUUCCAUGAUAUUCAACCAUUAUAUACUUUACCUCCAGUUUCUAACACUCCAAAAUUUGCCAAUCAAUAUCAAGUUACAGAAAUGGAACAAAGCAAUGAUCAUACUAUAGUUGACCCGCUCUCAGGAAAACAAAAAUAUUUUGCACCAGACCCAGAUCCAUCACUACCAACAAAAAAAAUUCGGCCUGCUACGGAACCAUUUAAUACGCCAAGCAAUGGACAGCCGUUGCCACUAGAUGUUCAAAAUAGUUACUUGCAGCCACAAAAACAUUCAAUAGUUCAAUUCACUAAUACUCCUUCAGUGGAAACCAUACCUGCAGAGUCUUACGCAAUUACAUUAGCCAAUCAUCCACACUUUCAACAAUUUAUCCAACUUCAGCAAGCAGCUCCGAUGGCUGUUUACGAUCCUACAUAUCUAGUUACUCAGUCAAGAAAUUUGUACCAACAAUAUCAAAAACAAAAACAUCAAUACUUAUUUGAGCCAAGUCCAGUUUCUUAUGCAAAUACUGACCUAACUCAAGAAGUAGCUAGCGAUGGCCAAAUUAUACAGUCAGCUAAGGAUUUUUCUAAUUUAAUACACCCGACAUUUGAUCCAGUUGCCGUUCUCGACGUAUCAACUCAGAACUCUCCAACUUUUGCAGCUUUAAUACAACAAAAUCCUCUGCAUCAAUCAGUAGCCAACGGUGGCUUUAUCGUUUCAAAUUAUUUUAAUGACGAUCAAGAAUAUAAUAGUCCUGCUUCGUAUGAAGAAUACGUAGAACUAUCCAACAGGCAAAGAGAAAAUGAUAAAAUUUUGGCACAAGCUAAUAUAGAAAGACAACAACAAUUACAACAACAAUUAUUGGACCAAGAUGCACCGGCAACGCAACCAGCAGUUUCUGCUUACGAUGAGCAUCAGAGACUCUUGCAAGAACAUUUGGGAUCUACUCCACUUAGAAUUUUUGUCCCAGAUGACGAUUUAGCUGGACAUGACCAAAAAAUCUUUCUCCAAAAAAGAUCUGAUGAAAAAAAAAAAUUAAAACAAAGCAAGAAACAAGAGAAGUCUGUGAAACAGGAACAAGAAGGUGGAAAUAAAACUAGUACUGAGAUUUCGUAGUAGCAAAAUUAAUCGUGUUAAGGGUUAAUGAUUUUUAAAUUAAUAAAUAAUUUAUUUUGAA
Condylostylus longicornis is the source of this 2167-nucleotide messenger RNA. RefSeq lists its product as uncharacterized. NCBI's taxonomy places the organism in Eukaryota, Metazoa, Arthropoda, Insecta, Diptera, Dolichopodidae. The coding region runs from base 382 to 2106 and encodes 574 amino acids. The transcript is spliced from 4 exons. The record is from RefSeq and is a predicted model, not a curated record.